This is a messenger RNA of Onychostoma macrolepis, 3198 nucleotides long. RefSeq lists its product as uncharacterized. Gene Ontology annotation, biological process: intrinsic apoptotic signaling pathway in response to endoplasmic reticulum stress; protein phosphorylation; protein localization to ciliary inversin compartment. The transcript has 8 exons. The record is from RefSeq and is a predicted model, not a curated record. Lineage: Eukaryota; Metazoa; Chordata; Actinopteri; Cypriniformes; Cyprinidae. Gene Ontology annotation, cellular component: ciliary inversin compartment; IRE1-TRAF2-ASK1 complex. Gene Ontology annotation, molecular function: protein serine/threonine kinase activity; RNA endonuclease activity; ATP binding. The coding region runs from base 1824 to 2885 and encodes 353 amino acids.
UCUGGGACUAAAAUAGCUUGUCCAGAAACUGGAUGGUGAGAAGAAAGCCUAUCCUGUAAACACCCUGGGCCUGCUGCGAUUUAUAUGCAACCUACACGAGCAUUAACUGUAAUGAGCAGAUUUGAAGAUUGAUUGAGAUGAUUUUCAAGAUCCAUGGCAUUCCAGAUCCAAGUACAAGUUCCGGUUCCAGUUCCAGUGGGACCUAGAAAAACAGACCCCCUAAUAAAAUGCAUCAUAGACAAUAAACCAGACAGAUUUAGAAAAUUAAUACGAGGAAGAGAUAUUAAUGGACUGUACGCUUCUGAGGUCUGGAAUGAUGAUGUUACUCUAUUAACUGCAGCAGUUUUCUGCAGAAAUGAAGAAAUCUGCUCUUAUCUGCUUGAAGAGUCAGCUGAUCCUAACAAACCCUCAACAAAUGGACGAACUCCUCUACAUUAUGCUGCUUUAACACCUGGAGUUUCAUUGACUAUAGUGAAAAGAUUACUUGCAGCAAAAGCUAACCCAGAUGGAUAUCCGUUACAAUGGUUUACUCCAUUACAAUGUGCUGUUGAUCAUGGGCGUGAAGACAUUGUGAAAGCACUUAUAGAGGCUGGAGCUUCACCUUUAAGGAACUAUGGAGUGAAUCCAGAGCUUGAUAAAAAGGUGGAGAGAGUGAUUCAUCAAUUAUCUUCACAGGGUGAAGUAUUUGAGAAAGUAAAUAUAGCUCUCUCUCUUUUUUGUGCUGCACAAACCAAAAAUCAGGCAGAAGUUGACAGAAUCUAUAAGGAACAUUUCUUUCAAGAGGAUCCUUUUGUUAAUUUGAUUUAUUUUGAGCUCUACUACAGUGUCAUUGGUCUAGGUGCAGAGCAGUAUCAUCAGAGCGCCAUCAAGUGGUUAAAAGAUACAAAGAGUGCAGACAGAUACAUUGAGGGAGUCAUCAAACGCUUCCCAAGAAUCCCUCAGAAACACUGGGCGAUUGCACUGAAUUGCUUAAAUGCUGCUUUGCGUGUCAGUGAAAGUGUUUCUCCUCAGGUAUUCAGUGAUCUUGUGCCAAUUCUAACAAACAGUCUUCAGCACUCUGGAAACACACAAGGAGAAAGAGUCAAUCAUCUGAUACUAAAGAUACUCAAUGUCAUGAUGCAGAAGACGCCUGAGCAGAAAUUGAACUAUUCUGUCUAUGAGAAGUUAUGCAAAAGUUUAUUGCCUCUCACACGUCCUGAUUAUUCAAGUCUGAUUGGAAUGUGGACAUAUAAUUUUUUCACCUACAUAAAUUCCAUCGCUCCAGAACUUGUUGCAUCGUGUGGAUUGUCUUCAGUCCCAGAGACGAUACUUAAUGCCGCAGAGAUAGAAGAUGAAGCCAUGAACAAAAAGUUACAAAAACUGAACAUAUCACUCAAACAUCCUCCAGGAACAGGACAUGGUUUAUGUGAGGAGACUUCAGCUCAGGAAAAGAGCAGGAAAAAGAAGAAGAAGAAGAAGAAGAAGAAGAAGAAGAAGAAAAGAAGGAAAUCCAGCAAGAUGUGGGAUCACAAGAAAGUGAGCAGCAAGAUAAAGAGGAGCCGCAUCCAGACACUGUAGUGACAUCCAUUGAGGAAUCAAAUUCAAGUGUGCAGCCGUUCACACAACCUGCUGAGAGCCCAAAUAUCUCAAGAAGGUGGCUUCGGACCAGCUGUCGUUGGAGGCCCAAGCUUGAGAAGAUAGCUAACAUUGAUGCUAGCGGAACAUAUAGGCUGGGAAACCUUACUCUUGUACUCACUGAUGAAUUUCUGAUCGCUAAAGGAAGUGAUGGAACACAAGUUUUCCUUGGUUUGAAGGAUGAUGGCACUGAGGUGGCUGUGAAACGAAUGAUUAAGUCUAAUUACAGAGUCCUCAGAAAUGAGGAGGAAUUUCUACGGCUUCCACAGCUUGAAAGUUCUUCCAUCGUGAGAUAUGUGGACUUUGCAGAGGAUACACAUUUUGGAUACCUUGUUCUUCAGCUUUGUGAGUACACACUGGAGGAAUAUAUCCAAGAUCAUUUACCAGACGACAGCGCUGAGAGAUCUUUGGUUCUCAAGAAGCUGGUGAAGGAAGUUCUCUGCAGUUUACAGGUUUUACACGACCACAAGACCAAAGUACUCCAUCGAGACAUCAAACCGCAGAAUGUCCUGAUUGACAUAAAUGGAAAAGCCAGAUUGGCUGAUUUUGGCAUAAGCCGUCGAUUGAACCUCGGUCAAACCACUUUACGAACAAGCAUCGCUGGAACUAGAUUCUGGAAGGCAAAGGAGACCAUAGAUGAGGAGGACAGCAUUGGAUACAAGAGGAGCUCCGACAUUCAGGUCGCUGGGAUGUUAGUCUACUACAUUCUCUCUGGAGGACAACAUCCAUUUGGUAAAGGUCCACGUUGUGAAGUUAACAUUUUAGAAGGAAGAUACUCUCUGCAGCAUCUGGAUGAUGAUGUAGCGAAGGAUCUUGUUGAGGGGAUGAUUAAUGAAGAUCCAAACAACAGACCGACUGUGGAGCAAACCCUUGCACACCCCUUCUUCUGGACUGAUGAACGGAGAGUGGAGUAUUUGAAAAAGAUGGGGAACCAGAAAGAGGUUGAGAUCUGUCGUAAUGUUGAUGAGGAGCUCCUUCAAACUCUUGAAAAAUACACAGAGGGGAAAAGCUUUUCUGAAUGGAAAACUAAGUUGCCAUCUGAGCUCGUCCAGAAGUUAGAUGGUAAGAAGAAAGCCUAUCCUGAGAACACACUGGGCCUGCUGCGAUUUAUACGCAACCUACACGAGCAUUAUCCAGAGGACGCAGAGAGCAUCAGCCUGAUGGCUUCAUUCCCUGAUCUGUUUGGGAGUGUGUUCAGGUUUGCGAAGGAGAGAGGAUGGAACUCCAGGACGAGUCUGAAAAAGUUCUUCAGCUCCGCUCCACAGAUCUGAUUGCUGUAAUUUUUGGUUAAACUAUGUACAUUGAUUCUGCAUUAUGAAUGUGUUUCGUGAAUGAGUUCAAAUGUAGGGAUAGAUUUAAGAUGGUCACACUCCUUGUAUUUGAUGAGCUAAGAUUCAUCCUUCUCUGCAAACAAGGUUCUGACAGCUUGACACAAUAUGAAAAAUCUUGUGGAAAACAGGUAAAAAUCUAUAAAUAAACAGUUUUUUAAAUGAUAAAAUCCUACAGAUUCUGUGCUAUAUGUUGAAAUAAUGAAUUGCUAGAAGUCUUUAUAUUAUUAUAUAAGAAAUGUUGUUUAUUUGAAUA